This is a messenger RNA of Arabidopsis arenosa, 1612 nucleotides long. The record is from the annotation of a GenBank genome assembly. Lineage: Eukaryota; Viridiplantae; Streptophyta; Magnoliopsida; Brassicales; Brassicaceae.
AGAGGCUCAUCUCUUCUUUGAUCUUGGUUUAUGAGCUCGAAGGAGAAACCCACUCUCGGAGGUACGCGGAUUAAGACCCGCAAACGGAAUAUUGCUGCUCCUCUGGACCCUGCAGCCUUUUCUGAUGCAGUGGUCCAGAUUUACCUGGAUAAUGCUGGUGAUCUGGAACUUGUUGCCAAAAGUAUUGAGUCAUCAGAUCUUAAUUUCACAAGAUAUGGUGACAUCUUCUUUGAGGUUGUUUUCAUAGGAGGACGCACACAAGCUGGAACAGUGAAAUCUGAUGAAGGGGAACGCCAUACGUACUCUGUAAUUGACUGUGAACCCAAGCGUGAAGCCAUUUUGCCGUCUGUUGUCUACAUACAGAAAAUUCUGCGGAGGAAGCCUUUCCUCAUAAAGAACCUUGAAAAUGUUACUCGGAGAUUCCUGCAGUCACUGGAGCUCUUUGAGGAAAAUGAAAGGAAGAAGCUUGCUAUCUUCACAGCACUUGCCUUUUCCCAGAAGCUCUCAGGAUUACCUCCGGAAACUGUCUUCCAGCCAUUGCUCAAGGAUAAUCUUGUUGCCAAAGGGAUAGUGCUCUCAUUCGUAACAGACUUCUUCAAGGAGUAUUUGGUUGAGAACAGUCUUGAAGACUUGAUCUCUAUUCUGAGGCGUGGGAAAAUGGAAGACAACCUUAUGGAUUUCCUACCACCUGUUAGGCGAUCUGCUGAAAGUUUUGCGGAACAUUUCACGAAUGAGGGAUUGACCGAUCUAGUAGAGUACCAUUCAAAGAAAAUGUUUGAGGUGAAACUGAGGGAAAUCAAAACCGUUCUUACAAGCAAGGUCACAGAGGAAAGUAAUGUCGACGAAGUCAUUGAAUCGGUGAAGCAACAGAUCAAAGAAGCUAAGCUGCCUGACAUUGAAGUUGUGCGUGUCGUUUGGGAUGGUUUAAUGGAUGCUGUUCAGUGGUCUGGAAAAAACCAGCAGCAAAAUGCAAAUUCUGUUCUGCGCCAGGUGAAAACAUGGGCUCCGCUUCUGAACACGUUCUGUACCAGCGGAAAGCUAGAGCUGGAACUGAUGUACAAAGUCCAAAUGCAAUGCUAUGAGGAUGCAAAGCUUAUGAAAGUUUUCCCAGAAGUAGUGAGGUCGCUCUAUGAACUCGAUGUACUCGCUGAAGACACCAUUCUCCACUGGUUCCGUAAAGGAACCAACUCAAAGGGCAGGCAAACCUUUGUGAAAAGCUUAGAGCCAUUUGUGAAUUGGCUUGAAGAGGCGGAGGAAGAAGAGUGAGUAAUCUAUUUUCCUAAUAAAAAGAAGCAAUGAAGACAAUAAUAAUUCAGAGUUUCAUCUAUCUUUCACAUUUGCUUAUCAUGUUUACUUUGCUUUGUAUUUUGGCAAUAAGUCUGCUUUGAGAUUGUUGUGUUUUUGGUUUUGAUGACUCUGUUUCGCCAUAUCGGGUUUGGAUUCUUUUGCAAACGGAUUUUAGGCAAAUGCAAAAUCUGCUUUAUGUAUGGUUAAUUCAGUUUUUACUUCUGCUCGACAUUUAUAAUUUUUUCUUAAAGAUAUUGUCUUGAUAUAGCCAUCACGUUUGAACUUGAAUUUUUGUCAUCUGGUAUAAUAUAAGCUUAUCAAGUCA